This is a messenger RNA of Hibiscus syriacus, 3480 nucleotides long. Its product is annotated as E3 ubiquitin ligase PQT3-like. The transcript is spliced from 15 exons. Gene Ontology annotation, biological process: mRNA processing; ubiquitin-dependent protein catabolic process; protein ubiquitination. Gene Ontology annotation, molecular function: nucleic acid binding; zinc ion binding; ubiquitin protein ligase activity. NCBI's taxonomy places the organism in Eukaryota, Viridiplantae, Streptophyta, Magnoliopsida, Malvales, Malvaceae. Gene Ontology annotation, cellular component: nucleus. Bases 741 to 3311 code for a protein of 856 amino acids. The record is from RefSeq and is a predicted model, not a curated record.
UUUAUUUAUUUUUGUUGGAGGGCCAGAUUCGGUUAUAGCUUCUCGAUAACCUUCUCCCCAAAUUCCCUUUUCCGCUUUCUUGAAACCCUUUACCCAGGUCAUAACCCUAGAGAUUCACGAUGAUCGCUGUUCACUAACUAUUUCAGUUUCCGAUCUUUGAUUACGUUUUUGUAAGCUUGUAAUGUUAUAAUUUUCGGUUUCGGAGUAUCAGAAUCUCAAGUCUCAAAGCUCCCGAGUUUCCUUUUGAAGAUCAAUCUAUCGUAGGAUUAUUUCCUGAAGGUUUGUUUUGCUCGCGUUUUACAAGAUCUGGGCCGUGUGGAUUGAUUGAUUCGGAGCGGUUCUUUUACUAAAAUAAUCGAUAAUAGAAGAUUUUGUGCGAAUUUGACGAUCUAAGAGGAAAGGGGAUUUUGCAUUAUUCCCUACGAUUUUCCCUAAACUGCUGGUAUAGCUGAAAGAUUCGAUUACUGGAAUACAGCGUGAAGAAGCUUUCAGGGUUGACUUUUUGAUGUCAGAGCUUCGGGAUUUACACCGAAGAAGAAUCGAUGAGUUUGGUUCAGUUUCUCAUAGAAUAAGAAAAAAAACUUUUGUACUGUUUAUAUUUGUUUUUUAGUGAAUAUCAGGCCUAUUAUUGUUUGGAAGGCUAAGAAAUAAGUUCAUAUUUUCUUUUGUGUGUGUGUGUGUGUUUUUUUUAAAAAUUAUAUUAUUACUACUAUUAUUAUUAAGAGGAAACAAGGUUAAAAAUGGCUGUUUAUUACAAAUUUAAAAGUGCAAGAGAUUUUGAUUCAAUUUCCAUGGAUGGUCCGUUUAUAAGCGUUGGUACUUUGAAAGAAAAAAUAUUUGAAUCAAAGCACCUGGGCAGGGGUACAGACUUUGACCUCGUUGUCACUAAUGCCCAAACUAAUGAAGAAUAUCUAGAUGAAGUAAUGUUAAUCCCCAAAAAUACUUCUGUAUUGAUUCGCCGGGUUCCUGGAAGGCCUCGCAUGCCCAUUGUUACUGCACCAGAGCCUAAUGUGGCAAAUCAGAUUGAGAAUGCUCAACCAGAAAUGAGCAGCUUCCUGGAUGCUGAUUCAUCUGUUCCAAAAUAUCCCGAAGACUCAGAAUGGGAUGAAUUUGGGAACGAUUUGUAUUCAAUACCUGAAACGCUGCCAGUCCAGUCAAGCAAUCCACUUCCUGAUGCUCCCCCUACUAAUAUAGAUGAUGAGGAAAGCAAGAUUAAGGCUUUAAUAGAUACUCCUGCCUUAGAUUGGCAGCGCCUAGGUGCAGAUGGCUUGGGACCUGGUAGAGGCUUUGGAAGGGGUAUGGGUGGAAGGAUGGGAGGGCGUGGUUUUGGAUUGGAGCGCAAAACGCCUCCUCAAGGCUAUGUUUGCCACCGGUGCAAGGUGCCUGGGCAUUUUAUUCAGCACUGCCCCACAAAUGGUGAUCCAAACUAUGAUAUUAAAAGGGUGAAGCCUCCAACUGGCAUUCCGAAGUCAAUGCUAAUGGCAACUCCUGAUGGUUCUUACGCAUUACCUAGUGGAGCGGUUGCUGUUUUGAAACCCAACGAGGCUGCAUUUGAGAAAGAAAUUGAGGGCUUACCUUCCACUCGUUCUGUUGGUGACCUUCCACCUGAACUCCACUGCCCAGUGUGCAAGGAAGUAAUGAAAGAUGCUGUUCUAACUAGCAAAUGUUGUUUUACGAGUUUUUGUGAUAAAUGUAUAAGGGACCAUAUUAUCUCAAAGUCAAUGUGUGUAUGUGGGGCAACCAACAUACUUGCUGAUGAUCUUCUUCCAAAUAAGACCUUACGAGAUACAAUUAACCGUAUAUUGGAGUCUGGUAACAGCAGUGCUGACAAUACGGGAAGCACUUUUCAAGUUCAAGAUAUGGAAUCUGCAAGGGGUCCACAACCAAAAAUUCCAUCUCCUACUGCAUCUGCUGCAUCUAAGGGAGAGCAGAAACCAGUAUUUGCCGAGGAAGAAAGUCUUGAUGUUAAGGAUAAAGCUAAUAAGAUGAAGGAAGCUAUUCCCCCACAGCAGGUCUUUGAGAAGACUACUAAACUAGCUGAUUCUUCUGAAGCUACACUGGAGUCGAUGAGUGUGAAGGAGCCUGCAUCACAAGGGAGUGCCCCACUUCUGGAUGAAGAAGUGCAACAGAAGGUGGCUUCUGGAGAGGCAGGAAGGAAAAAGAAAAAGAAGGUUCGUUUGCCAGUAAAUGACUUGCAGUGGAAAACCCCUCAGGAUCUUGCAGCUGAGAAUUAUAUGAUGUCUAUGGGUCCUUCUGCCUAUAAUCCUUACUGGACUGGUAUGCAGCCUGGGAUGGAUGGAUUUAUGGGUCCUUAUGCUGGAGUGAUGCCGUAUAUGAGUGGGUAUGGACUAGGUCCAAUGGACAUGCCAUUCGGAGGUGUCAUGCCACCAGAUCCUUUUGGUGCUCAAAAUUAUAUGUUUCCUCCCGUCCCACCUAUGAGAGAUCUUGCCGAGUUUGGCAUGGGUAUGAAUGUUGCCCCACCUAUCAUGAGCAGAGAGGAAUUUGAGGCUAGGCAAGCUGCUUUGAGGAGGAAGCGUGAAAAUGAGAGACGAGGUGAAAGGGAGUUCUCUAGAGAUCGGGAAUUUGUUAGGGAAGUGAGCAGCAGUGCUGAUGUUUCAUCAUUGAAGUCAAAAUCUAAGCCUAUUCCCCAAAUGUCAGGCGGUGAUCAUCGGCACGAACAUCAUCGUUACCGAUCAGAGAGGACCUCACCAGAACGUUCCUUACGGGACUGUGAAGCACCACCUCCACGUCCUUCAAAGAGGAAAGCUGAUCAGCAUCAUGAUCUUGAUUGUGAUUAUGACCGUAACUAUGAUGAUCGUGACCAUGGUCAUGAUCGCUAUCUCCAUCAUCAUCAUCAUCAUCGUCGCUCUGAGUCUACCAGGCUUGCACCUGAACCAGCACCCAAAUUAACUUCCACGACUACUACAGAAAUGGAUAAGAAGUCAAAGCCAAGCGUGUUUUCUCGCAUUAGCUUUCCAGAAGAAGAAAUUAGCAUGAAGAAACAGAAGAUAUCUUCUGAUGCACUGGCAUCUUCUGGCCAUCACAAACCAUCCUCCAAUGGAUACGAUUACAAGUCGUCUUCGGUAUCUGCCAAGGCAGUUUCUACUACUAGUGGCGGUGGGAGGAAGAGCAGUAGUAGCAAUGCUGUAGAUUAUGAGUCGAGUGAUGAUGAUAGACAUUUCAAAAGGAAGCCGUCAAGGCACGAGUCAUCGCUGCUACCAUCAGCUAAGCAUGAAGAGGAACCACGGCACUCAAGAGGGUCAAGAGAACGGGAACAGGAACGCGGCAGCUAUAGUAAACAUAGAAUGUAGCAGAGGUUGUUGUUGUAGUACUGUUUGUUACUCGAGCAGAGUUUGCUCGCUCUCGAAGAGCUAUCGCAUACUUUUGCAUCUUUGCACCUUUGCACCAAUAUGCCCUAUUAUUAAGCCUAAUGGAAAGAUUUGUGGAGAAAAUAAUACAAUUGUUUUUUAUUCGUAUUUU